UUAGAAACAGGUUGUGGGUGACAAUUUAAUACCAGGACAGUUUAUUUUUAUUUCGGAUUAGUGACAUUUUACAAUUGUAAACGUGUACUUUUAUUCAUCAUAAAAACAGUGUUUAUUGGGUCAUGAAAACCUUAAAAGAGGGGUGAACGAAAAAAGAAGAAAAGUGGACAUUGAGAUGACUAUAAGACAGGAUGAUCAAAGGCGAUCAUGGUCAGAUAUUGAAGACUUUAAUAAAAUGAGUGGUAGUACUGUGGUGGAAGAUCCGGGAAUUCCCCUAGUAGACCGCCGGAACGGGAAAUAUAAUAAAUACGUGCAAGAUGACAGUCAGAACGGAAGUCAUGCAGAUUUAUCAGCACUUGGACCUCCUGGAAAAUUUGAUAAUAUUAGUUAUCGACUUAGUCGACGAAAGUCACUAAUCAAACGACGUCGGAUUUGUGUAAAUAUAGAAUGCACACUGGCAUUGAUAGGAAUGAUUGUCAUGCUAGUAGAAAAUGAACUUAUAUUUGCACAUAAGAUAACAAAAUCAGAUGCCGUAUCAAUAUUUUUAAAGAGUGGUAUAUCUGUAUCGACCCUUUUACUCUUAAUGGCUGUAAUUGGAUAUCACGUGAUUGGCAUACAACUGCACAUGACUGACAAUAGUCUAGAAGACUGGCGACUAGCAGUAAACUUUCCGGCUACAUUUGUGAAAAUCUUAAUAGAGCUGAUGGUUUGUGCCAUUCAUCCAAUUCCAGGCAAUAUAACAACUCACGUGACCGAUCCUAAGAGUGAAGGACAUGAUGUAUCUAUAGAUGCUAUUUUAUCAAUUCUCAUGCUGAUGAGAUUUUAUUUAGUAGGGAAAUUUCUGGUGGUGCACAGUCGACUUCUUACCAAUACGGCUACACAAAGUCUGGGAGCAUUAAACAAAGUCAAGAUUAAUACAGUUUUUAUUUUUAAAGCGUUAAUGUCAACAAUGCCAGGUACGAUCCUAAUAUUUAUUAUGCUUGCAAUUCUUCUUUCUAGCACGUGGGCAAUGCGCACCUGCGAAAUAUACUACCAUCCUGACCCAGAGCACUCAACAUUUUUCAACUGCAUGUGGAUGAUCGCCAUUACCUUUUUAACAGUUGGAUAUGGUGAUAUUUACCCCAACUCUUACUGUGGCAGGUUUGUCGCUGUAUCGACUGGAUUAAUGGGCGUAGGAACAACUGCGCUGUUAGUUGCUGUCCUAGCUCAGAAAUUAGAACAAUCUAGAGCUGAAAAAUAUGUACACAAUUUUGUUUAUAGGGCUCAGUUAGAUAAAGAAAGAAAACACGCGGCAUCAGAUGUUAUUAAAUACGUCAUACAGUUAUGGCGAAUGAAAAAACACAGCGAAGUUAGCGACAGAAAAAGAAUUCGAUUACAUGGAAAACUGUUGCAAGCUAUUUCCAAUAUGAGAGAAGCUAAAAAUGAGAAAUCAUCCAUUGGCGAGAGUGCUAUAGGUGUUAUAGAAAUAUCCAAAUCUGUCAAUGACGUCUAUGAUAUCGUGGAAAAAAUGGAGGAUUCGAACAAAGAACUGAAAGAUCAAGUUAACAAUAUGGAAUCAAAACUUUCAGAAAUGUCAACUAAAAUGGACGCCUUAUUUACAGCCAUGAUGAGAAAAUAAUAAAGUUAUCUGAACGAUUUGAGAUUGUAACUCAUUGCAUUAGAAUCAUAAACAUAAUCAUACAUAUCUCGCCAAAUACCGUUUAUCAAUAUCACCAAAUACCAUUCAGGUGAAAUAUAACAUGCGUCAAAUGAAAUGGCUAAGACCUAAAUCGCCAUUCUGUUUCCUGUAAAAAGAACAAUUGAAUUGUCAAGUGGCAAAGAUAGAACUAAUUUUUGUAUAUGGAAAUUUUGAAAAUCUUGUAGUCGAAUUGAACUGUUUUGCAACAUUUUCCAGUUGUAAAAAGGAUGGAUUCAUCAAACCUAGUCCCUAAUCUUUAUCUUAAACUAACAUACAUGUAUGUAAUAUGUAUAGAACUGCAGCAGAUAAAUUGCAACUUGAUGGAAAUUAGUUGGACGAAAGGAACAGGGAAACAAAUAAGCAGUUCGAGACCUGAAAUGAAGAAAGGCUUUUAUGACGAACAUCUGUUAAAUUAAUCAGCAGACAUUUAAUUCUUCUUUUUUCGAUGCACCGGUAUUAGUGAAACAUUUUAAGUAAACAUUCUCACCAAGUUGGGAUCCUCAUUAUUAUGGUAUGUUCACAGAGUCAUUUAGUUUGUAUAAAUAUCAUUGGGACAUCAAAAUGUAGUCGGAACUUAUCGACCACAAAAAGUAGUCGGAAUUUAUCGACCACAAAAAACUUAUCGACCACAAAUAGAAGUCAUAACCUAUCGAUCACAAAGAGUAGUCGAAACUUAUCGACCAAAAAAACUUAUCGACCACAAAAAUAAGUCAUAACUUAUCGAUCACAAAGAGUAGUCGGGACUUAUCGACCAGGUUAACAUCCAGAUGAUGGUUUACAAUAUUUACUUCUUUAGAACUUCAGCAUUAUAAUGAUUGAGCUUCCGAGUUCUAAUCAACAUAGGUCUACUUAAUUUCGGUGAAGGUUAGAUAUAGGAUUGGAUAAUGCGGGUAGAAUUUGUAGUGAAAGACAGAUAUGCGACAUAAACAUUGAACUUAUCCAAUAUAUUUCGUAUUUACAUACUUGGUAUCUUUCAUGCAACACCAAGAAUUAAUAGAUUCAUUAAAACAAUAACAGUUAUAAGUGCAAAUAGAUAAAAAGAACCAUGAGUAUCAUUGUAUAGACUAGUAAUACAAAUAUAGAACAGUUAACUAUAAGAAAUGCUUUUAUAGUUAUAUUUUACCUCAAAUUAAAAAAAACAACAUACAAAAUAACAAAUAUAUUCUUAUUUUACCUCAAAUUAAUACAAAAUAACAAAUCAAUUCAAAUAAUAUUUGUUUUCUAUAAUUAAUUCUUUGUACACUAACAUGCUUUUUUUAUAUUUAAAUGGUCGUAGUUGACGACAAAACAAAUUGAUUGAUUUUUUUAAAUAAUGUCACAAAUUAAAUCUUGCUGGAAAAUUUUUGAACUACUUAGUUCCGCCCAUGUAAAUUUGUCGUUGUUAACACUUGUUAAUCAGAUAAGGCUAAAAAUAAUAAAAAAAAAAAAAAUCUAUAAUUUGAUUUGUCAGAAAGCUAUAGCAAAUCACCAUUUUUCAAAAUUCCUUACUGCCGAAACGUUCUGAGCAAUUAAUCAUCCCUAUAUAACAAAUAUUGUGUGAAAUAAGUAUAGAAUAGGAUUUCUGUCUGUGGAUUAAUUCUAGGUUUAGACAAUUAACAUAGAGCCACAGACCAACUGUCAUUGUUGGAAUUGUAAUGUCUAUUUAUGACCACUAUUUAUUUGGCAAUCAUGCAAAUUAUGCUACAGUUAAAAAAGUUUUUUGUCGCUGCGGUAAUGGAAAUUUAUUUUUACUGUUUUUACAGUAAUGGAUGACUUGAAGUCUUACUACCGCUGUAUUUGAUAUAAUGUUACAUUGUUGCAUAUAGCUCUGUAUGUAUGUAAUUAGAUUGGAUAUUGUGCAUAAUAUGUAAUGUCCUGCGAAAGACAAAUCAACGUAUGUAUAUAAUUUAAAAGUAACAACUUUGAUUUGUUGGUUUCCCUGUAUCUAAAUCACCUUACAUCAAAUUGCAUAUCAUGGCUUUGUGACUACAAAUACACAUGGCCCAGCCUUAACAACUUCACCCUGGUCUUAUCACCGACGUCAAAAUAAUUGGCAAGACUUUAUCAAGUCAACUUCCCGUUUGCAUGUAAAGCAAAGAAAAACUAUUGGUUCUAUCACGAAACACUUAAAUACAAUCCGAAAAAUCGAUUUUCAGAUUUUCAUAAUAAUGAUAUUGUAAAAUAUUAGCUGCUAGACACAAUAUAAAGCCUUUUUGAACGCUGCUCUCACUCUAUUGAAAGCUUCACUUUGUAAUUUGCUGCUGAUAUUUGACAGUAUCAAUAUGGAGAAAACCUUAUAAGCGGUAAAUAUUAAAGUAGUAUGGGAAUGACUGAAUUAUUUCAUACCUUAUCACAAUGUUGUUUACAUCGUUUGUUUUUCCCCCCAAAAAAUAUAAUAAAAGUCAUAGGGCACUCAGCUUGUUUUCAAGCUAAAGGUGGGGAUAAAUGGUCACAUUUUGUAUUUAAUAUACAGGAAAAAACACUAUUGUGUGAAAAGAAAAAGACAAAAUGACAGAAUUUUUGAAUAAAAUAUAAGAAAAUGGCUCUUAUAAAAUAUUUUUAAGGGAGUAAAGUGUUAUCACCAUGCUUUUAAUAGUUCUAUACUACAAAAUAGAAAAACUUACUCUACAUUCCUGGAUACUACAAAAUAGAAAAACUUACUCUACAUUCCUGGAAAAAAUUAUUAUUCGAGUCAUCGCCCUUCUCUAAGUUUUGAUUUUUUAAUCAGUCAAACAAUAUUCUUUAUUUGUAAAAACAAUCGUAACAAUACUAUAAAAUCACACAAUUUUCUUCUUUUAAUGAAAAUCUAAUAAAAGAAAGCCUUCCUGUCUAAAAAAUUGCAGUCUUCAUUAAAAAUCUGGACCGAUUGUUUUCUGCUAUUUUAACCAUACAAGAUGGCGGAAGUUUUUCAUACUUCAUUAAUAUAAAAAAAAGAUAUAUAUUUAGAAAAUCUGCACUCUUGUCAGGCAAUAUUGUUCCGUAUUGUAAGCAUGUCUGAAAAUAGUAAGAUUUCUUUGUGCAUAAUUAUGUCUUGUCUUUGGAAAAUCAGGGAUCCCACAUGAAAUCUUUUAAGUUUAAGCUAUGCUGAACUGUUAAGUUUGCGUUCUUAAAUUCGUGGUAUGUAUGUUUGUAUGUCAAUUACUGUUAAUUAUAGUUUGUUGGUUAUUAUGCUCAAAUGGUCACAUAAAUGUUAAAAAAAUAAAAUUGAAAAUAUUUUAUUAA
This is a messenger RNA of Mytilus californianus (California mussel), 4879 nucleotides long. Its product is annotated as small conductance calcium-activated potassium channel protein 2-like. Gene Ontology annotation, cellular component: plasma membrane; neuron projection; neuronal cell body. NCBI's taxonomy places the organism in Eukaryota, Metazoa, Mollusca, Bivalvia, Mytilida, Mytilidae. Bases 176 to 1618 code for a protein of 480 amino acids. The record is from RefSeq and is a predicted model, not a curated record. The transcript is spliced from 2 exons. Gene Ontology annotation, biological process: potassium ion transmembrane transport. Gene Ontology annotation, molecular function: small conductance calcium-activated potassium channel activity; calmodulin binding.